ACUGGCAAAGGCAGGCCUGGAGCAGGGCACUGCUGUGAGGGCCGCUCCAGACUUGAUAAAAUGUCUCUUUUCUCAUCAUGGAUCGAAGCUAUUUUCAUCAUCUCUUUGGUGUUUCCUCUUUAUUCUGAAACAUCUUUACCACCUAUUCAUGAAAUCCUAAAUGUGAAGCCAAACUGUGAAAAACAUCCACCUGGGCAAAAUGAUUGCACCACAGAUUUAUAUCCAGUCUGUGCAAGCAAUGGAAACACUUAUGGCAAUCUAUGUGCUUUCUGCACCGAAAAGAGGAAGAGUGGUGAGAAAUUUACUUUCUUACAUUUUGGUGCUUGUUGAAUAUUGACCACACUGCCCUUCGAUGUGUCAUCGCAUUUUAUGACACAUUCCAUGGACGAUUAGGAUAUCAUUCUCAAUCAGAGCCUGAAAUCAUAAAUGACCGGAUGUGUCCUGUGAACAGAAGAUAAAAUAGAGAGCAUUUACGUAGUCUUCCCAACUCUAAGUUCCUGUGAUUCAGGGUUUUUAAUUCUCUAUGUUCAAUUAUUCAAUGAUAAUUUGAAACACUAAUGUCCUAAUUGCAUGUUUCAUCACAUGGAAAGUUGUAUGACUUAAAAUAAUAAAUAUUUCAUUCAUUAAAAUGUUUAA
Canis lupus familiaris (dog) is the source of this 636-nucleotide messenger RNA. RefSeq names its product ovomucoid-like. Gene Ontology annotation, molecular function: protein binding. The transcript is spliced from 5 exons. NCBI's taxonomy places the organism in Eukaryota, Metazoa, Chordata, Mammalia, Carnivora, Canidae. The record is from RefSeq and is a predicted model, not a curated record. The coding region runs from base 61 to 330 and encodes 89 amino acids.